AUGGAUGAGUUAUUGGCUAGAGCUGGAUCUCAGGCUGUCACGUUUGCUGUCAAAUCAGGGGUGUCGUUGGCCUCCUCAUAUGCUAUUAAAACCAUAAGUAACUUUCUAAUUCAAAUACCUAGUGCUGAAUCUCAGAAUUUUCUAGAGUUGAAAAUAGAAUUAGAAAAUAGAAUAGAUAUAGUUUCUUCUGCAAUUGAUUUAAUAAAAUUGGUGGCGGCACGCGGUAAUACCAACCUGCAAAGUACGCUAAAGAUUACUGAAAACCUGAAACAAGAGAUUAAUCAGUUUGAUAGUAACAUUCAGAAACUAUUGCAUGCUAUUGAAGAUUCAAAACUUCAAAAAUCUAAAAACGAAGCUAUCCAUGAGGCAGAACGUUACAUAAAAGAUCUUCUAAGACGAAUCCAGGAAAUAACGCCAUAUAUCAACCUGGCAUUAACUACCUCAGGUGCGAAUCUAAGUUCAGCAUUGCCUAAAACUAUAUCUCCAGGAUUGUUAUUGAAAGCUUCAAAUUUUAUCUGCCUUAAUAAUGACAAAUUCUCAGGGAAUCCCAAAUCUAGUCACCAAGUCGGACCAACUUUUGAGAUUACAUUAUUUUCAAUCUUCUACAAUAUCAAUUCAAAAGAUCAUAUUAAUUGGAAAGAAGACAUGAAAAGAGCUUUUGUGAAAAUAUACAGGGUUCCAAGUGAAGAAGGAGAUGAUUCUUUCAAAUAUAAUUUAUCGAUAAAGCAGAGUUUCAAUGAUGAAAGGUACCACAAUGUAGAAGAUGGGGAAGAAGUUCCUAGAAAUAUUUCUCUUGAAACCCAAAAGAUUGAAAAGAUAUUCUUUAGUGUUUCUGGAAAAUUAUUAAAACUGGAAGAGCAUGAUUCAGCUGUACUUAUUUUGAAAGUAGACGAUAAAAAGGAAGAUGAAUCAGGUAGAAAAACAGAAAGCACCAUUAGUUGGUAUGCACUCGGAGGUUAUGAACCUGGUGUUGACAAUAGCAAUAAUUCUGAAGAAGAGGAGAUAGAGGAUGGUAUACAAGAAACCCAAAACACUGAUACAGUUGACUAUUCAAAAUCUAUUGGCCUAAUGGAGUAUAUUAUAAGGCUGACAUCUCUGCAACAAAACGAUCAAAAUAACAUUCUUUCAAUUAAUGAUGAGCGCUUAGCACUAUAUCUCCAUGAUGAAAAUCCAAAUUCAAUCAAAAAGGGAGUGUUAGAUAUUAACGAGGUUACCAAGAAUUUAAAGAAAGUAAGUUUACAGGGCAAUAUUUAG
Maudiozyma barnettii is the source of this 1254-nucleotide messenger RNA. RefSeq names its product Yrb30p (gene YRB30). Gene Ontology annotation, cellular component: cytoplasm; nucleus. The transcript has a single exon. The record is from RefSeq and is a predicted model, not a curated record. Lineage: Eukaryota; Fungi; Ascomycota; Saccharomycetes; Saccharomycetales; Saccharomycetaceae. Gene Ontology annotation, molecular function: GTPase regulator activity. The coding region runs from base 1 to 1254 and encodes 417 amino acids.